Molecule: messenger RNA, 555 nt
Organism: Grosmannia clavigera kw1407
Lineage: Eukaryota; Fungi; Ascomycota; Sordariomycetes; Ophiostomatales; Ophiostomataceae
Exons: 1
Coding region: 1-555 (184 amino acids)
Source: RefSeq, a predicted model, not a curated record
AUGUACAGCAUCGAAGGAGCUGAGGACAAGUCACUGCUGAUGGCCCUAUGGGUGGCACCACACCGCUUCGCCGGGUGGUUCGGAUGGAACGGCGGCUGCCGGGCGCGACAACUGUGCCAGAUGACACCGAAUCAUGCUCUUUCUGGCUUGGUCUUGCCUCUUUUUGCCUCCAGGUCGACGCCCGGUAGCGCUGUUGGGCGCACGGCUUACUCUAGCUCCAGCACGACCGGCCGGUUCUGGCAAUGCAUCGAGAUCGUAAUCGGAAACUCGAAUGGCAUCUACAUAUUCGAACGGUCCGAUGCAGUGGCCGGGGCUGACUGUGCGAAAGUUCGUAUCUUGCAUGAACAGAAGCGAGAGGCGACAUUUGCGACACCGCGAGUGGGGGCACAGCCCGACUUCGUCCCGGUCAGCCGUGGCAGAUCGCAAGGCCAAGAGGCCAAGAGGCGGGUUGAGACUGUGUCUUGUGAAGUGUAUCUUACUCCGUACUUGUAUAAUUGCUCCGUACUCCGUGCUGCACUGCUCUUUCCCUGGCCGGCCCAACUCCGAGUCACAUGA